GUAAAUGUUGAAUACUGUUAACGGAAUCAAAUUGUUCGCUUAAAGGCUAACAUAUUAGCAUUCGCUAGCUACGUAGCCCAUGUCAUGUUAGCUAUAUUCAGAUAUUUUGAAACGGUGUUCAAACGCCUUCAGUAAUGCAUGAGGUAAGGUAUAGUUGCAAUUUAUCGAAAUUCGGGUUUGUAAAUAUUGAAUACUGUUAACUGAGUCAAAUUGUUGGCAUAAUAGGCUGACAUUAGCAUUCGCUAGCAACGUAGCCUAUGUUAGCUAUGAAUAUUUUUAAACGGUGUUCAAACGCCUUCGGUAAUGCAUGACUGUCAUGACAGAUGUUAAGGAAAGGUAUUUUGUGUGUGUUUUAUCACUGUUUCCCAUUUUAAUGUGAAGUUAGUGAAUACUGUUGAGUCAAAUUGGCUUAAAGGCUAACAUUAGCACUCGCUAGUAACCUAACCUUAUGAACCAUAUGAACCUUAUGAAACGUUCUGCUAGCUGCUAGCUGCUAACGUUAAUCCCUCACACAGAUAACCACCAAGGCAGAAUGUUGGCGUGUGGAAGUACCUCUACUCAGAGUGAUAGAGAAAACUAUGGCUCUGCUUUUACUGAAGGAAUGGCUACCGGAGCGGGCAGCUUUAUGAAUAUAAGGUGAAAAGGAUGUAUGGAGAAGUUUUGGGAGAGUCAGACAGUCCACGGAACUUGCAAUGACUUAGCAAUGAUCUAUGCCAGACGUACAACCCCUGCUGUCAUUGGUGAUACCACUGCUUGAAAAUAUGUCAACGUCCUGUAGAUCAAGUAAGGUUCCAGUCGAAGUCCUCCUGAAGAAUUUGUUGGAUUUCUGCCAGUUUUUGAUAUUGAACUUUAGUGCCUUUUGAGACUCUUGGCUUUUUAAUGGCACGCCUCAUCCUACCCAAAUGGAAGGAUUGGAGUGUGUUUAUAUUGUAUAUGUUUAUGGGCUUGCUAAUAUUUGCUUAGGCUUUCACAUUGUUUUCUGAGAUACUACUCAAUGAUGUCAUUGUGACUCAUUGUAUCACACUUCAAGACGCGUAUCUUUUACUCAACUAGUGUAUGCACUGUGAAUCCAAACAUGAGAAUUCUAAGAUUAUAGCAACUGCAAAGUUACUGCAAGGACAAUGUUAGUUUUGUAAAAACCUUAAGUGACAAGCACAAGAUGCGAUAGUGCUGGGAGCUUUUCUCUUGUAACAUUUUAAUGCAUUUGUAAUGGUGACGGUAAGCAGAUACUACAUUUUCAUCUCAUAUGUUAGUAUUAACAUGAACUUAAAAGCAUGCAAGGUUUUUUUAACUCAAAUAUUGGUAUAAUAUAGAUCAAGGUUAUUAAUGUUGAUCACCUAUGGUGCAAGUUAAUCAUUUUUUUCCCUCUGCAUAUAAACACAAUGUGGAAGCAAAAUAUUGGAGAUCAAACUGUUUUAUAUUUACACUUACAUAAAGAGUUACAACAUGUUUUACGUUAAUAUGCAUAUUGAUUAAUGUAAGAUACUUUGAUGUUUUGAUAUGAAUGUGUUAACUUUUAUGUACCUGUAUUCAUGUGGAGUAUUGUGUGUAAUAUCACAAAGUGAUUUUUCUCUCAGAAUAAACAUUUUAAUUUACUUAUUGGUUGUGUGAAUACAUUUCAAUUAUACCACCUUAAAUUUUCACUGGGGUUGUACCCUUAAAGUACAGAUUAGUACCUUUUAAGGCUGCUAUGCUGUAAUGAUAUACACAGGUACAUUUCGGUCAUUGCAGGUACACAAGUGUACCUUGAUGGGUACAAAUGGCUAGGGUACCAAACGGUACCUGCAUUAGGGGUACAUUAUUGUACUUCAAAAGGGUACUGCCCCAGCGACAAGCAUUUGUACCGUUUUAGGUACACACUGGUACUUCCAUUUCUGAGAGUGCAGUAUAUACUGUAUAAGCUAUAUUUAUAAGUAUAUAAGUAUAUUUGUAGUGCUAAUUAGAUCAGUAUAAUAGGUAGCAUCUGAUAAGCGGGUGCAAUAGUUAUCUCAUGUAGUGCUAGUACAACGGACUCACGUCUCCAAACACAUUUUGUGGACAGAAGUGCAUCAGUUCCCAUGUAGCUGUCCUUCCUCAUUUCUUCUCAUAAAUACACAUACAUCUGUGUGGGACUGUCACGGUUAGAGUCAUUGCAGUGAGCGUUGAAAAGAAAAAGAGAAAAAGAGAAGUGCAAAUCCUCUCGUCAAAGUCAGGCAGGAUGUAUGGAGAAGCGAAAAGUGAGAGGGAGUGAAAGGCAGGUGAUGGAUGAUAGACCACAGUCUUACCCUGAAAGUGAUGAACUGAACUCUGUUUUGCAAACUACUUUGUGCAAACUCACAGAACUAGAUCAGCUUCACCGAGCAGAAGGCCCCAUUGCCUGUCAGAAUGGACCGACGGAGCUCCUCCCCUCCUGCCGAGGUGCCUGGCAACAAGCGGGAGGCCAGCAGCCCCAAGACCAUUGACCUGUCCCACCUGUCCCGCGCCCUGACCCUGCCCUCGCUGCUGUCCCCCCGCUCCCCCCCCUCACUGCCCCUGGAGAUGGUGGACCUGAGCCGGCUGCACCUGCAGCGCGCCCUGGCCAGGUACGACGCACCUGUGCAGGUGAAGCAGGAGAUGGUGAAGCCCAUGCCUCUGUGGCCCUCCUCUCCGCUGCUCCUGACCAGGCCGCCCCUCUCCUCCCCGUACCUGCCCCCUCUGCCCCCUGGCAUGCUCCCCUUCCCCUUCUACCUGCCCGGCCCGCUGAUGCACCUGCCCCCAGGUGCGCUCCACCCCGGCCAACCCUUCAGGUAUGAGCGCGGGGAGGAGGGCUCCAGCGGCCGGCGGGGCUUGGCGCCAGCAGAGCGUCCCACCGUCCACAUCGACGAGAGCUACCUGGUGGAGGUGGGCGACGGGCAGCGGCGCUGGCAGUGCCGCGUGUGCGACAAGUCGUACACGUCCAAGUACAACCUGGUGACGCACGUGCUGGGCCACCGCGGCAUCAAGCCCCACGGCUGCCCGCUGUGCGGCAAGCUCUUCAAGCAGCUGAGCCACCUGCACACGCACCUGCUCACGCACCAGGGCGCGCGGCCGCACAAGUGCCAGGUGUGCCAGCGGGCGUUCACGCAGACCAGCCACCUGAAGCGCCACAUGCUCCAGCACAGCGCCGUCAAGCCCCACAGCUGCGGCGUGUGCGGCCGAGGCUUCGCCUACCCCAGCGAGCUGCGCGCCCACCGCGCCAAGCACGAGCGCGGCCGCGACAACGUCUGCGUGGAGUGCGGCCUGGACUUUGCCACGCUGGCGCAGCUGAAGCGCCACCUGAGCGGGCACCGCGGGCCCGUCUCCUACAGCUGCGCCGAGUGCCACAAGAGCUUCCAGUACCCCAGCCAGCUGCAGAACCACAUGAUGAAGCACAGCGACGUGCGCCCGCACAUCUGCAGUGAGUGUGGCAUGGAGUUUGUGCAGUCCCACCACCUCAAGCAGCACGUGCUCACCCACAAGGGAGUGAAGGAGCACAAGUGUCGGAUCUGUGGCCGCGAGUUCACCCUGCUGGCCAACAUGAAGCGCCACGUGCUGAUUCACACCAACGUGCGCGCCUACCAGUGCCACCUGUGCUAUAAGAGCUUUGUGCAGAAGCAGACGCUCAAGGCCCACAUGAUCGUGCACUCAAACAUUAAGCCCUACAAGUGCAAGCUGUGUGGGAAGGAGUUCAACCGCAUGCACAACCUGCUGGGCCACAUGCACCUGCACUCAGACAGCAAGCCCUUCAAGUGCCUCUACUGCCCCAGCAAGUUCACUCUCAAGGGCAACCUCACGCGGCACAUGAAGGUCAAACACGGGAUUAUGGACCGGGGGCUUGAUGCUCGAGUGUUCCGACGGCGAAGUCGCCUUUGUCUGUCCACCCAGUUGGGUCUGCUGGCCAGGUUUAGCCAGGACGAGCCCUUUGACCUCUCCAGGAAGACCCAGCCCACGGCAACGCUCCGUCUGUCCCAGUCGGACGGCGAGAGUGUGCGUGGCAGCUCGUGUCAGGAGGAGGACGAGGACAGCCUGUGCCGCCUCAGCCAGUGCAGCCCAGAGCCCUACCAGCUGGACGGGGAGCCGCACGCCGAGGCCCUGGAGGACGUCCUGGAGGAGUCCCCACGGGUUCCACCUGAGGAACCGGCAGAGGAUCUGGAAGAGGAACCAGAAGAAGAUACGGAACCGGAUGAAGAUGAAGAUGAAGAAGAAGGAGAAGAAGAAGAAGAAGAAGAAGAAGAAGAGGAAGAAGAGGAGGAAGAAGAGGAAGAGAGGGAGAGUGUUUGUGAUGACUUUGAGAGAACAAGUGAGCAGCAGCAGCUGGAGUAUGUGCGGCGCUACUGUGGCAGCCCCCACACCUCAGCCUCCUCUGUGGAGCACCAGGGACUCAUGAUGACAAGCCUUACAGGGGCUCAGAUAUAAGCUGUGAAUGAAGCCUCACUCCUGUGAGUACCUGAGGAGCAUAGCUGUGUAAAAUAAAGAGAGAUAUGAAACAAUUAAUGAGCUAUUUUGAUUUUUUAAAAAUGAAAUAAUAAAAUUCUAUUUUUUAAAUAAUAUAAUGUUUUUAUAUUUCUAUAGGCUUUAUGUAACUCUGCUAAUCAUAUGACAUGAUUGUUUUGAGUUCAGAAAUAAUGUAUGUGCUAACAUCAAAUAUUGAUUCUAAUGAUCAAUCAUUUUCACUCACUGUUGAUUUUGUGUGUUAUUAUGUCUUUACGUAGCAUGAUUUAUGUUCAGUAUGCUAAUUAACCUCAUAAAUGUGAGAUCUUAAUAGAAAAUACAUUUGCUCUCAUUCUGCUGUGAACUGUCUAUGGAAUUAACAAACUCAUAAAUAAAUGCAAUUGUAUAGAUCAUCUAUUCAGUAGCAAUAAAUUGAUACAUUGACUUAAUAAAAUGA
Messenger RNA from Sardina pilchardus (European sardine), 4864 nucleotides. It is a transcript of the gene znf366, whose product is annotated as zinc finger protein 366. Gene Ontology annotation, biological process: regulation of DNA-templated transcription. Lineage: Eukaryota; Metazoa; Chordata; Actinopteri; Clupeiformes; Clupeidae. Gene Ontology annotation, cellular component: nucleus. The record is from RefSeq and is a predicted model, not a curated record. Gene Ontology annotation, molecular function: DNA-binding transcription factor activity, RNA polymerase II-specific; RNA polymerase II cis-regulatory region sequence-specific DNA binding. Bases 2365 to 4392 code for a protein of 675 amino acids. The transcript has 7 exons.